Molecule: messenger RNA, 309 nt
Organism: Ostertagia ostertagi
Lineage: Eukaryota; Metazoa; Nematoda; Chromadorea; Rhabditida; Trichostrongylidae
Source: the annotation of a GenBank genome assembly
AUGUCUAAUUUACUUUUCAAGAUAGGAAAACGGCAAGCCCUUGGAUUAGGUAAGGAGCUGCGGAGGUUCGUCGGUCCAUUCGUCUCAGAGAGCUAUAAUCGUAUGGAGGCAAAGUACUUUUCCAGCUCGGCAAAUCGUUGUCAAAUGACACUUCAGGUGGUUCUUGCUGGCUUGUAUAGACCUGUUGGUUGGGCUGAUUGGGAUCCAUCAAGGAAUCUCGUGUGGAGCCCUGUUCCCUACACCAUCGAUGACCCAAUGCUGCGAAUGUAUGCCGUGAAUGAAUGCAAAAACAGCGACAAAGGUAAAUAA